AUGAGUAAAUCACCGCUGCCUUUGCAAAAUGUGCCCGGGAAGGAAAAGCAGGAGAUCAAGAAGGAAGCUUUGGUAAAGCUUUUGCGAUGGCAUUUUGGAUAUCCUGAUUUCCGUGGGAAGCAGUUGGAAGCCAUUGAAGCUGUUCUGUCAGGGAGAGAUUGUUUCUGUCUUAUGCCAACUGGUGGAGGAAAGUCGAUGUGUUAUCAGAUUCCUGCUCUUGCAAAACAGGGAAUUGUGCUCGUUGUUAGUCCUCUAAUCGCUCUUAUGGAAAAUCAAGUAUCGGCUUUGAAAGAGAAAGGGAUUGCUGCUGAAUAUCUCUCAUCAACCCUGACUGUUAAAGCUAAGAAUGAGGUUUAUGAAAACCUUGAUAUGGGAAAGCCAUCUUUGAGGCUGCUAUAUGUUACACCAGAACUCAUUGCGACAUCAGGGUUUAUGGCAAAGCUGAGAAAGAUUCAUGGCAGAGGAUUGCUCAAUCUCAUUGCAAUUGAUGAGGCGCACUGUGUGUCAACAUGGGGACAUGAUUUCAGGCCAAGCUACAGAAAGCUUUCUUUUCUAAAGAAUCACUUGCCCAGCAUACCAGUUCUGGCUUUGACAGCUACAGCUGCUCCUAAAGUCCAAGAGGAUGUGAUAAUAUCCUUGUGUUUGCAGAACCCACUUGUUCUGAAAUCAUCAUUCAACCGCCCAAAUAUAUAUUAUGAAGUUCGCUAUAAAGACUUGUUGGAUAAUCCAUAUUCCGAUAUUUGUAAUUAUCUUAAAUCCUGUGGAAACAUAUGUGCCAUUAUUUACUGCCUUGAGCGUGCAGCUUGUGAUGAACUGGCCGUGCACUUAUCCAAGCAUGGAAUAUCUUGUGCUGCAUAUCAUGCAGGAUUAAACAGUAAAUUAAGGAGCUCUGUCUUGGAUGAUUGGAUAUCCUCUAAAACACAAGUAGUUGUGGCUACUGUAGCUUUUGGGUAUGUUUCAAUCUGUGGUAUCUUAUUUCAGGGUAUUGAUCGGAAGAAUGUUAGAGUUGUCUGCCAUUUCAAUAUCCCCAAGUCUAUGGAGUCCUUCUACCAGGAGUCAGGUCGAGCUGGCCGUGAUCAAUUGCCUUCUCAGAGUCUGUUGUACUAUGGAGUGGACGAUCGUAGAAAAAUGGAAUUCAUUUUGAAUAAGACUGCUAACAAUAAGCCACAAUCUUCAAGCUCUGAGGAUGUGUGCUCCAAAAAACCCCUCAGCGAUUUCCGUGAGAUGGUUGAAUAUUGUGAGGGGUCUGGCUGUCGAAGGAAAAAGAUCCUCAAAAGUUUUGGAGAAGAGGUAACAUCAUCAUUCUGCGCUAAAUCAUGUGACGCGUGCAAACAUCCUAAUGUUGUUUCAAAGUAUUUGGAGGAUCUCACACGUGCUACUGCUAUUCGGCAUAGAAAUGGGUCAUCUCGGAUAUACAUGAGCAGUGCUUCAUCUUUCAAUGGUGAGGAGCAGUUCUCGGAAUUCUGGAACCGUGAUGAUGGAGAAAGUGCAUCUGAGGAAGAUUUAUCGGAUUCUGAUGAGCCUGUUGAGUUAGCAAAAAGGGUUGCACUUACAAGUAAAUCUUCAGAACCAAAGAUGAGUGAGAGAAUGGAGUUAUUGCAGCGUGCAGAAGAGAACUAUUACCGGACUACAAAUAUUCAAGACAAGAAGUUAAACAAAUCUGACAGGAACUCCAUAUCCGAAAACCUGAGGAAGUCCAGUAAGCAGAGGUUACUAAACACAUUGAACCAAUAUCAGACCCGGUUCACCAAUUUACAGAUUGAUUUUGGUUCAUGUGCUGAUACAAUCGAGAGUGAAUGCCAUAAGAAGUACGAGAAAAGUGGCAAGUCGUUUUAUUUGUCUCAGAUGGCGAGUACAGUUAGAUGGCUGUCGAAAGCAACACCUGACGAGCUCAAAGUUAAACUUGAUACAAUUGCUAAAAAUUCAGUCGAGGUUAUUACUAUGCAGUCCUCUCUUUUGGGCCCAGAAAUGUCUGUAGAGCAGGAAGAAGAAACCCACGGUAGCAUUAAAUCCGUAUCCCCUGUUGCUCGGGAUACAUUGGGGCCACAAAUUCUGUCUUUCUCGGAGUUUGUCAACAGACGUAAAGUGUCAGAUACGCAGAUUUCGGCAUCUAAAAGGCAGUCGGAAGAUGGAGCUCCCCGAGGCGGGGAGAAGAAAAGUAGAUGCUAG
Striga hermonthica is the source of this 2169-nucleotide messenger RNA. The record is from the annotation of a GenBank genome assembly. Lineage: Eukaryota; Viridiplantae; Streptophyta; Magnoliopsida; Lamiales; Orobanchaceae.